This is a messenger RNA of Asparagus officinalis (garden asparagus), 879 nucleotides long. Its product is annotated as putative CCR4-associated factor 1 homolog 8. Gene Ontology annotation, molecular function: poly(A)-specific ribonuclease activity; nucleic acid binding. Gene Ontology annotation, cellular component: CCR4-NOT core complex; CCR4-NOT complex; P-body. The transcript has a single exon. The coding region runs from base 19 to 831 and encodes 270 amino acids. NCBI's taxonomy places the organism in Eukaryota, Viridiplantae, Streptophyta, Magnoliopsida, Asparagales, Asparagaceae. The record is from RefSeq and is a predicted model, not a curated record.
UAGGCUAUAGACACACGGAUGAAGUCGAUACGGGUCUGGAAGCGCAACAUCCGAAAAGAGCUCGACCGCAUGUCGAGAAUUCUUGCGGAGUCGUCGUCCUCUACCUACGUCGCGAUGGACACGGAGUUCCCGGGUUUCCUGUACCGCACCCCUUUCGGGGCGUCGGAGGAGCGGCGGUACCGCGACAUGAGGAGGAACGUGGACGCGAUGAAGAUCAUCCAGCUGGGCCUGACGUUCUACGACCACGAAGGCGUGUUCAAGGGGUCGUGGGAGGUUAAUUUUAGGGAGUUUGAUCCCGCGGCCGACCCCCACGAGAGCUCCGUCCAGCUGUUGCUGGACAGCGGGAUGGAUUUCGAUGAAAAUAAGCGUGACGGAGCGUGCGCCUCCUGCUUCGCUAGGUCGUUCUACCGGAGGGUGCUUCUGCCUUACCGCCACAGGAUCAAGUGGAUUACCUUCCACGGGUUGUACGACGUGGGCUACGCCGUCAAGCUGUUGAUGGGAAGGCCGCUUCCGGAGGGGAGACGCCGGUUCUUAUGCAGGGUUCAGAAUGUGCUGGGGAGCGUUUAUGACGUGAAGUACAUGAUGGCGUGUCGCGGAUUUAAUCAGAGGAUGGGGCUGGUGAAGCUGGCCGAGGAGCUCGAUGUGGUCGGUGCUGCUGAAGGCCGAAACCACCAGGCUGGGUACGAUAGCCUGAUAACGGCCUUGUCGUUCUUGAAACUGAGAAGGGAUGGUAUGGUCGAAGACAAGGCUGCCGGCAUCUUUUACGGCUUACAUCGAUGCGGCCUACGGCGCAUGCUAGGCCACUAUACAUGCAUGUCGAUGACUACUUAAUUAGUAAACAGUUUUAUAUAUAUACAGCUUGUUAUUAUUUAUUGUUUU